Molecule: messenger RNA, 2271 nt
Organism: Vitis riparia (riverbank grape)
Lineage: Eukaryota; Viridiplantae; Streptophyta; Magnoliopsida; Vitales; Vitaceae
Exons: 13
Coding region: 258-2150 (630 amino acids)
Molecular function (GO): acyltransferase activity, transferring groups other than amino-acyl groups
Source: RefSeq, a predicted model, not a curated record
AUAUUUGGCGAGACUGAUAUUAAUUGGUCCAAUGGAAGAACAAGAAAUUGAAUCUUUCAAUCUUGAAAUUUUCUUUUCUUGGCACCCAGGUAAACUGCAAUUUGGAUUAAUAUAAAAAUAGCAGAAUUUAAUUUUUAUUUCCUUUUUUGUUUUCAGUUCAAGAGCAUUAAUCUUGAAACCCUAGAAGUGGUUGCAUGUGUUUGAUGGUUUGGAUUUAAUUAUGGUUUCUUUUGUUUUCUUGACAACCAAACUAUCUAAUGGAAGAUGUGGAUGGCAAGAAUUGCAAUGAUCUUCGGCAUUUGAGAUUGGAAGAAAGUGUGAAAGCAGAGAGAACAUCUUCUUUGGGGGAUGAGUACUUCUUUUUGCUUAUUAACCCUAAGGAUGUCUGUAGCCAAAGCAAAUCUCUUCUUCAGGAGGUAUUGAACAUAUACAAGGAGGAGUUGCCUGCAAUGAAUUAUGCUGCAAAUACUGGGAAAGAGUCAAUGUUCCUUGAAAGAUGUGUAUCAAACGGGAAAUAUUGCUCAUUGCUUUUGCUAUCAAAUUUCAUGGAAGGACCUGGCAAGGUUAUAGCUGCAGUUACUUAUCAAAUCAUUCCUGCUGACACACAGUAUGCUGAGAUUCCUCUUACUGCUGUUAGCUCAAACUUUCAAAGCAAGGGGAUUGGUCGCCUCUUGUACAUAGAAUUGAGAAAAAGGCUUCAGAAUGUUGGUAUUCGCACAAUAUUCUGCUGGGGAGACAAGGAAUCUGAAGGAUUUUGGCUCAAGCAGGGUUUUGUAUCGAUAGCAGAAGUGGAUACCAAAGGGAGAGCUCGCAGACUACCCAUUAGGGCUGACAUUCGCAGGGCACUGUGCUUUCCUGGUGGAUCAACCCUCAUGGUUUCUCAUCUCAGCAAAGACAUUUCAGCUAACUUUUCAGAUGCUGUGAAGAAGUCUUUUUCAUUGAAGCCUCAUGAGAAGUCCUCAUCACUUGAUGUUCAAAUUCAAGGGCUGGGAGAUAUAGGGGAGAGUCUUGAUACUCUAAAAGCACCAGUUCAAACUAGCCUUAAAACAUUUCUACCUCAUGUUUUGGUGAAGGAUGGAUUCCAGAAAGAUGAUGACAUGUCGGAUGGUUCUUUUCAUAAUCAUGAGUCAAUAAAUGUCUGUAGAGACCUGGUUCCUUUUGAGGAAGUAGAUUGCAACAACAUGACCAAUGAUGUAAGAUUAACUAGUGUUGGAACAGAUGUUGAAGCAAACUGUUCCUGUUCUGCACAUUGUGCCAAAAAGAGGGUUUGGGAAGCCUCAUUGUCUUCACUGAAGUCCAAAAAAGUAAAGGGAAGUCAUCAAAUUGGCUGCCAGUUAGAUUCCAACUGGGAUAUUGUUUCGGGAAAUGGUAAAAUAGAUAAUGUGUGUUUUGUUGGAUGCUCCUUGGGCACUACUAGAAAUGAAUCUUUGUCUGAAGUUCCCCCUAGGGAUAUUCUGUCCAGUAGCUAUGUAGAGAAGAAUGUUGAAGAUUGUAGGCCACUGUCAAAAGAUCAGCUCAGCUUUGAACUUCAAGAAAAGGGAGAAGGAUUUAGAAUCAUGUUGAUGAAUAUUGCUGAUGAUACUAAGAAAGCACAUCUUACAAAGAUAAUCAAGGAUCUUGGUGGUUCUGUAACCUCUGAUGGAAGUGCAUGCACACAUGUUGUCACAGGAAAAGUGAGAAAGACGCUGAAUUUUUGCACUGCUUUAUGUUCCGGAGCUUGGAUACUAUCUCCUAGUUGGUUGAAAGAAAGCUUCCACGAGGGCAGAUUUGUGGAUGAAUCACCAUUUAUUUUAGAAGAUGCUGAAUAUUUGUUUAAGUACAGAGCUGAAAUAAAAAGUGUAAUUCUUAGAGCAAAGGCAAGGCCCCGAGCUUUGCUUAAAGGGUACAGUGUAUGCCUUGCACCUCAUGUGCAACCUGCAGUUGAGACCUUAUCAACAAUUGUCAGGUUUGCUGGCGGAAAGGUAAUUUAUGGAUUGGAUGCGGUUGAUGAUGCAUCAAAAACAAUUUUUGUGGCGUGUGAAAUAGACAUGGAGGAAGCGCUGUUGGCAGUGAAGAAAAGAAUAUGGACUUUCAGCAGUGAAUGGUUUAUGAACUCUAUCAUGAGACAGGAGCUCGACUUUGAGGCCCCCCAGUUUGCGGAGUCUCUGUAAAUAGACGUAUCAAGAUUGCUACGAUCAGGUAAAUAGUUUUUCCUCUUUGGCCCACCAUGAUGGAGUGUUUGGUACUCCAAAAAUGAGGAACGGAACAAAUAAUUUGUUUUCAUUUUUAUUC